Psylliodes chrysocephalus is the source of this 8324-nucleotide messenger RNA. The record is from the annotation of a GenBank genome assembly. NCBI's taxonomy places the organism in Eukaryota, Metazoa, Arthropoda, Insecta, Coleoptera, Chrysomelidae.
UUUUUAAUUCUUUAUUUUUUCCAUCCGUGCUUCUUAUGGCUUGUAGAGGAGCUUUUACAUGUUACUUUGUUCGUGGAGCCUAUCGCCGACAAGUACACGACUUGUCACUGAUAAAUAAUCAGAAACGUUUGUGCGCAACUGCUAAUUCUAGUCUAUCGCGACGAGUGGCUGUUGCCCUGUUGUCAUUUUAUUAACUUGUAUAGGUACUAGUCUGAGAAGCGACAUAAAUUAGAAUUGGAUUAUAUUUUACCUGACACCUAUCGGCCUAUUAUUUCUCAUUUUCCGGCUCUACAAAUGCGAUCCAAAUCAUUCCUGCUCUCAUAAUAACCUUGUUUGUUCGACUCGGCUAUGUAGUCUUUGAACCAAACUUAUCUAAAUUACUCCACGUCUAAAAAAAAAAAAAAAGUUCUUCGUAAAACCAAUCCCAACAGUCUUUUAAAUAUCGGAAUCACUCUAACACUCACCUAAAACUCGUAACGCGAUAAUAAUAAUUACUGUUCUUGUUUGUAGUAAUAAAUUUUGAAAACCAACAUCGCAAUUUUCGUUCAUGCUUAUAUACAUUUUACAUUACUUUAAAUAUUAAUUUUGGUUAGGCAAGAGAUCAAGCGAAUUGAUAACGUCCGAAUAAUAAACAGCUACAAAAUUAAAUAGAUAUUUAGUUAUUAAUAAUACAUAAUAAUUUAGUGAUUAGUUAGUUUUGGACGAGGUUGUAGGUUGCCGAAGUGCAUUCUUUUUCUCGGUGUUAUUUGUAGAUAAGUGAAGUUUUCGUUCGAAAAAAUGAGUGAUCUUUUGGAUUUAUUUUAUCGUGCCCAGUUUCUUCUAGGCCGGAAAUCAGAUGAAUUCACUAUGUACCUCAACAAGGGCGAGGAGGACGAGAUGCAGUUCGUCUGCUACAAGAAAUGCAAAAUCAAGACGCUGGUGACUUAUUUGUUUUUCUUCCUGACUGCGGGCAUACUGAGAUUGCUGUUCCAUUGGAUUCCGCACUUGUAUUUGCUGGCCACUUGCAACAAGUGCAAAAUCGAGGAAGCCGAGAAAAUUUUAAUCACGGAAAUAUUUAAUAAAAAACAUAAAAUUUACCAUGUACGCCCUCUGCAAGUCCUCACCCCCGAAAGUGUGGCCAAAAUGAAGCUCGAAGACAGUUUGCUGAACCACCACCAAUUUGCCGAAACUGACAUUCCUUCCACUUUAUCUGUGCACUUCGAAAACGGCAUAUUCAGAGAUCUAGAUAGAUUGAUAAUGUUUAGCUGUAAAAAAGUAACCUACGUUUGGGACAAAGAAAAGCCAGAAUUCAUCAAACUAUCUGGUUUAGAAAAAGACGUACCCAGUGAAACUUUCCACAAGUAUAAAGGGUUGACUUUUAGUGAACAAUUCAUGAGGUUGAAGGUAUACGGAUCAAACCUGAUCGAUAUCAAGCAGCAAUCAGUGAUUACUUUGGUGUGUUUGGAAGUGCUGAAUCCGUUUUAUAUUUUUCAAAUUUUGAGUUUUACCCUUUGGAUCAUCGAUGAUUAUUAUUACUACGCAGCUACAAUCAUCGCUAUGACUACGUUCGGUGUGAUAAUGUCCGUUGUUCAAACCAGAAAGAAUCAAAAAAAUCUCAAAUCGACUAUACACAGCAGCGACGUUUGUACCGUACUCAGAAGAACACCAAAAAAAUAUAUGGACGAUGAUAUUCAAGAUGAUCAGUACAAAUCCGAAACUAUCUCGACUGAACUUCUGGUUCCCGGUGACAUUAUGGAAAUACCGUCACACGGGUGUAUAAUGCAUUGCGAUGCGGUACUGCUAAACGGAAAUUGCAUUUUAAAUGAAUCUAUGUUGACAGGCGAAUCGGUCCCAGUAACCAAAACGGCUUUACCAAACAUACCAAAUACCCCUUAUGAUCCGAAGGAGCACGCUAGGCACACCCUAUUUUGCGGAACUCACGUGAUCCAGACCAGAUAUUUUGGAAACGAAAAGGUUUUGGCCAUUGUCGUUAGAACGGGAUUCUCGACGUCAAAAGGCAGUUUAGUGAGAAGCAUCUUGUAUCCACCACCAGUUGAUUUUCGAUUUGAGAAAGAUUCGUACAAAUUUGUAGCCUUUUUAGGAAUAAUCGCGAGUUUUGGUUUCAUGUACACCGUGGUAACAAAAGCUCUCAAAGGAGUGAGCGCCAGCGAACUGAUCAUAGAAGCCUUAGAUCUCGUUACCAUCACCGUUCCUCCAGCUCUGCCGGCCGCCAUGACAGUCGGUCGGUUCUACGCGCAAAUCAGAUUGAAAAAUAACAAAAUUUUUUGUAUAUCGCCGAGAAGCAUCAACGUUUCUGGAUCCGUGGACUGUGUUUGCUUCGAUAAGACUGGAACUCUUACUGAAGACGGUCUGGAUCUCCUGUGCGUGGUUCCAAUAGAAACUAAAAACUUUAAACAGCCUGUUACGAACGUUGAAACUCUACCAUAUGACAUUUUGCUGUACGGUUUAGUGUCCUGUCAUUCUCUUACGAUUAUAGAGAAGCAGAUAGUUGGAGAUCCGCUAGAUUUGAAGAUGUUCGAAAGUACAAAGUGGGUAAUGGAGGAACCGGAAGUCGACGACAAUAGUAAAUUCAAUAUGAUUUUUCCUACCGUCCUAAAACCACCUAAAAAUCGCCCGAACAUUCAACAGAACGCCACAGAUGAUCUCCAGAUAGGUAUAAUUAGGGAAUUUCCCUUUUCUAGUAGUUCCCAGAGGAUGGGGGUGAUCAUGAGGCGCUUGGAUGGUAGCCAUUUUGAGUACUAUUGCAAGGGUUCUCCAGAAAUGAUUUUGAAAUUCGUCAGACCAGAAUCGGUACCUCAAGAUUUCGAUGAUGUUCUCGAAACUUACACCCAAGAAGGUUACAGAGUAAUAGCCUUGGCUCACAAGGAAUUGAAAUUGUCUUACGCCAAAGUCCAAAAAGUGCAGAGAGACGUUAUCGAAAAGGAUUUGGAUUUGCUGGGACUGAUUGUGUUGGAAAAUCGAUUGAAGCCUGACACUACGCCGUGCAUACAGGCUCUAAAUGAUGCCAACAUUCGGGUGAUUAUGGUUACAGGUGACAACAUUUUGACGGCUCUGAGCGUGGCCAAAGACUGUGAUAUCGUCACGCCCGGCCAGAGCGUCAUCACCGUCAACUGCGAUAACUCGCACCCACCAAAUAUCUUCUACAACCUCACCAACACCAAAAACAAAAAUCUACCGACGGAUCUGAGUUGUCUGACCAAUUCCGCCAGCAUAAUGAGUUUGGAAACGGUCGAAAGCCAGGUGCAAACGAUCACGAAUAGCACUGUAGUAGCCGUUUCGCAUUCUAAGAGACCUAGCAUGUUGCUGAACAAUUAUAGAUUCGCUAUGACUGGAAAGGUGUGGAGCGUGCUCAAGGAUUAUUAUCCGGAGUUGAUCAGCCGGAUUGUUACUAGAGGAACAAUUUUCGCUCGUAUGGCUCCAGACCAAAAACAACAACUCGUCCAAGAACUACAAGGCUUAGGCUACUGCGUGGCUAUGUGCGGAGACGGCGCCAACGAUUGCGGGGCCCUUCGAGCCGCCCACACGGGCAUCUCUCUAUCGGAAGCCGAAUCUUCAGUAGCUUCACCUUUCACCUCCCGCAACCCCAACAUAACCUGCGUGCUCAAAGUCAUCAAAGAGGGCCGAGCGGCUCUCGUCACCAGUUUCGGCAUCUUCAAAUACAUGGCGGCUUAUUCGUUGUGUCAGUUCAUUUCGGUAUUGCUGUUAUACAGCAUCGAAUCGAAUUUGACCGAUAUGGAAUUCUUGUACAUCGAUUUAGCUAUAAUAUCGGUGUUCGCAUUUUUCUUUGGUCGUACCGAGUCCUAUCCAGGCAAGUUGGUUAAAGAGACGCCGUUGAGCAGCUUGGUUAGCGUCAGUCCGAUCUUUAGUCUCCUGUUCCAGAUCGCGUUGGUAUUGAUGUUCCAGGUUACCGCGUUUGAACAUCUAAAAAGUGAACCUUGGUAUGUUCCUUUAAACGCUACACACAAUGACGAAAACGUAGCUUGCGUCGAAAAUUACACCAUCUACACCAUAUCCAGCUUCCAAUACAUCAUCCUGGCUAUCGUCUUCUCCAAAGGUUACCCAUAUAGGAAAAGCAUUUUCUCCAACUCAGGAUUCAUCAUCAGCGCUAUCAUCAUGACGGGAAUCUCGAUAUACCUCGCUCUUUACCCCGCUCAAUUUUUAAUCAGAAAUUUCGAGUUGGUACUACCGGACGACUUCAAUUUUAGGUUGUAUUUGCUCUUUUACGCGUUCGCUAACUUCAUAAUAAGCAUGCUCGUCGAGUAUUUCAUCAUCGAGAAGAUAUUCUUCAAGAAACUUCGCUUCAAGUUCCACAACGUCGAUAAAUCCAAGCGGAAAUAUUUGGCUGUCGAGCGCGAUAUUAACGCCGAUAGAAAAUGGCCGGUACUAACGUCAGAUUUCAAAUCGGCCACCAGUCCUAUGAGUCCGCAACCCGAUUGCAAAGCCGAAAUCGUGGUAGAAAGAGAGAAUAGGUUCGAUAAAAACCACGUACUCAAUAAAUUGUACGACGCUCCGAACGUCGUUCAACCGCAACACAAGAGCUUGCCCAAUACUCCAGCUAAACUGACGCUUAACCUCAAUUUUAGCUCGCCUAAACACCCCAUCAAUGGAUACUUCAGCCAGGAUGAUUUGUUUUCGAGUUUGCCAUCCGAUAACCAACCGAGUUUAAGCAGUGACACUUUCAAAAGCCUCAGCAACAAUACCAACUACGACCCCGCUAGUUCUAAUCUCAAUAUUCCAGAGUUACCGUUCGAUGGCACCAAUACUUUCGCGAUACAUACGUCAAACGUCAUGAACAGUCAAAAUUCGACGUCAAACGUCAGUACGCCCGUCAGAUCGGUGAAUAUUGACAUUAACGGACGUGGUUCUGCGUCAAAAGUCAACACUCCCGUCAGAUCGGUGAAUAUUGACAUUAACGGUCACGGGUCUGUGUCAAAUGCCAACACUCCCAUCAGAUCGUUGAAUGUUGACAUUAACGGUCACAAUGACGUCAAUAAAUUGACGUUUAAUCCGUCAAAAGUUGACGUAAGCUACCAUAAUGUUGAGAUUGUGAAUGAGCUCGCGGCUACGCCCGAGGUACUGUCUAGUUCUUUUGAACAGGACAAAAAUCUGUCUACAUUUAAUUCGUUCGGCACUAGCCCUCCUCAGAAUGUUGACGGAGCUAAGCAUUUAGAAAUGAACACUUUGGAUACGAAUAGGUGAGAUAAGGGGCAUGUCGUAGGUAUUUUGUUAAAAUUUUUGAUCGUAAGGUGAUAUCCGGUGUUUUUUUUUGUUAUUAAUGAUAUGAUGUUGUUAAUAAGCAUUUUUACAGUAUUAUUUUUCGAGUCUGGUGACUUUUUAAGAUCGGAUUUUUCAAUACAGGUAUUGACGUUAAUAUUACAGUCAAUCCGAAAGUAAUAGGUAGUAACGGAAUGUGUGAAGAACGCUGUCAUUUGUCAUUCCGCCAAACUUCGUUCGAGAUUUCAGAGGUUACGGACAAGCGGAAUAUUCAGUGCCUGAUAUAUAUUGAGUAUUUCAUAUGACAUCUCUGUAAUCAUUCUUCACAAAUUCCUGAUAUUAUUUUCGAAUUCCCCUAUAAUUGCGGUUUGUGCCUUUCUGUACUGCAAAUUUAAGUUUGUGGGGAAUUUUGUUUUGGAAAAUCGGACUAUAAGAUCAAAAUUCAUUUUAUUCAAUUUCUAAUUUUAUAGGCAUAACAGUUCUUCCUAAUAUUAAAUUAUUAAUCAUUGCCAUUAUACAUCAGUGCGACUGUAAAUAUCCGGUUUCUUAAUCCAAAGUUAAUUUCUAUUGCUUAUUGAAAAUAUCUUGAUUUCAUGACAGUCAGCCGUCAGGUGUUUGCUAUUACAUUGACAGCUGUCUUCUUUCAAGUUAGUACUGUUACAACUGCCGACGGUACUAAGACAAAAGAUCUUCCAUAUAAAUUUCAGGCGAUAUUUUAAGCUCGUCUCGUUUAUUCAGAAUUUUUUUCGUUGUACUUUAACAAUCAGUACUUAAAAUUUUCGUAGUCUUCCAAUAACGAAGUUUUUCAAAAGUACUUAACUUUUACAACGUUGCAAAUAUCUUAAUGUCGAACGGUUGUACGACGCACAUAGGGGAACUUUGCUCAGCGAUAUAUUGACAUAUCAGUUUGUUGUCUCCGUGUUUACUUUUAGGCAUACUUAAUGUUUAUAAUAAUAAUAAUAUAAAAAAAUCGAUCACCGAGAAUACUGGUACAAUUUAAAAAUCAUCAAUUCUGACAUUAUUGCACCAUCAUUAAAAAGGUAAAUUCUGUAUACAGAAACAAUGACACUUUUCAAGUUUCAGCCUGUUAAAUCAAUUUUCAAACUUUAUUAUCUCGAAUUGAAGUUUUUUGAGUUGCGUCGGUAUUCUUGCAAAAGAGCUAAAUAUAUCAAGUUUGUCCGAAUCACUAGUAAUCUUUGACAAAGAUUUAGCAGUCUUAUAUAUCUAAUCUCUUUUAAUUUUGAGGCAAAGUUCUCCUAUUCGCAAUCUCUUUAAAUAUGUCAAUUCUCACAUGUCAAAUUGACGUAUAAGUAGUAAACAAACGUUAUAAAGCAUUUAAGAUAUUUGUUCAAACAGCUUAUUAGUAUUGUAAUUUUUUUUGCAGUAAUUUAGAAUGAACUAAAAUGUGACAUUAUAUUUUGUCACUAAAAUAAUCGUCAUUGUUAAUUAUGCCAUCAAGAGUGCUAAUAAAUUUUCUCUCAUUCUAACGUGGAUUUAGGUGUCCAAAAAUGUCAAUUUUUGUUAUAAAAAAAUGCCAUUUUAUUGGCCCAAUUUGUAUUUCAUUGUAUUUUUUUUAUCAUGUAUCAUGUAAUUACUACUAAUAUUUUUGCAUAACUCUAAAGUAUUUUAACUUUUUCUAUUUAAUUGUAAUAAAUAUACUUAACAUUGUAAAAAUAGAAUGAUAAAAGCCUAUCAAUUUUAAUAUUCGAUUCAAUAGGAUCUUGACUUGAUGAGCACUAGAUUAAGUGAUAAAAAUUAGUGAUUAAUGAGUUAGAAUGUGGAUCUAUUAUCUAGUGAGGAUUAAAACAUUUUUUUUUUUCGUAAUUUAUUGUCAGACAAGUUGAUAUCCCAAAAUUUCGUAGAAAAUGUCAACAUUGGCUUACAGAAACUUAUUUGUGGUUAAUUAUGGCUGUUUUUUAUUGCCAGUACCAGCGGUAUGACAUUUGUUUAAACUGAAUAUGUCACCUUCAAAUAUUCUGUCAUCUGUCAAACAUUUUCAACGCACUUUUGCGCUGGCCUACUAAUGUAUUGGCAAUUUUAUAUGUUUACAGAGAAUAAUUUUGUUUUAAUUUUUUUGCAUUGUUUUUAUCACUCACAUGUUUUUAGAUUAAUUUAAGAUAAAAUUACGCUGCCUACUAGUUUCAAUUUUUUUUUGUUACUUAGACAAUUUUUUUACGUAAUAUUGUGUACUUGUAUAAUUGCAACGGUAGUUACCGAUUGUCUUUUCUAUAAUAGUACUUACAUUUUUAUAGGGAAAUUGAUUGAAUUUACACAAUUUAUAUACAUAAUGCUAUUGUUUUACACAUUUAUUACAGAAAAUAUUUAUUGAAUUAAAACAUUAAACGGAUCCUUGUCUUUUAUUUCCAUAUUAUUAAUGAAAAAAUCUGCAGGCCUUAAAUCUGUAGAAUGUGGUUUGAAAAAAAUGUCAACAAUGGCUAGCAAAAAUUUGAUUGUGGUUAAUUAGUGUGAUUUUUUCAUUACUUGUUAAAUCUCAUCUGUCAAAUCGUUUUUAUUAAGACUAUUGAGAUUAAAGAAGAGAACUGUUCAGUGUUUUAAAUACUUUUCAUAAAAUGCAAUUAAACGUAAGCUCGUCUGAUAUAGAAUGUGCUUAUAGGAUUGGAAAAGUUGUUAUCGGUAAAACAAGACCUAUAUUGGUAAAAUUCUAUAACGCAUUUACAAGAAAUACGGUAUACUCCAAUAAGAAGUUGUUGAUAUCUACAAAAAUUAAUAUAAGAGAAGAUCUUACUCCUGAGCAAUCAAGACUAUUAAAGAUGGCGAUAACAAAAAUUGGUAAAAAUGGGAAAACCUGGUACAAUUUUCAUCAAGCUGGAAGGAGCUGAAAAUGUAUACAAAAUUCUUUCAAGUGAAGAUCUUGAAAUUGUGAACUAUUUAUUUAGUUCUCAUUUAGCAAAAUGUUAUUUUUCUUAUUCGGUGUCCUUUCUUCUUUAGGUUGUUUAGAAAAUGAUUAUUUUUCUAAAUUAUACUAUUUUUUGGUAUUAAAUAGGUUUAGCAGCAUCUAAUGUGUGCAGUUGAAUCGUACCCAAUUUCACUUCUGGUAAGCGAUUUUAUUUUUAUUGUUAAUCUUAUCAGUAGUCAAGUUUUUGUUAUAC